CACUGUGUCGCUCUCUCUGUGUCUCUGUCUCUUUCUCAUCCCAUAUCCAGAGGGAUUUAAGACUUCCAACAAAUAAUUUCAAAGGGUCAAUUGAAUUUUAACAAACUUUUUACUCAAAAAUCCUAAAAAGAUUUGAUCUUAAAAGAUGUUUAGAUAUAUUUUUUAUUACUUUUUCCCCACAACAAUUUCUCAGUUCAACUGCAGCAUUUGAUAUCCAGUAAUAACUAAAAUGAAAAUUUAAAAAACUUGCAUGAAAAGAUUGCCUUUUAAAUGUUAAGUUUAUUUAACAACUUAGGUGAGGAGUGCUAUUUUUAAAUGAAAACAAGCUCUGUUUCAAAAGGGUUAAACAUACACUGUCUCCUGCUCCAGGACUGAAUCACUGACCGUGAGCCCUCCCUCUUCUUCCUGCUAACCCUUUAGGGGUCUAACUCAGCACCUCCUCUCUGUCUACCUGUUUCCUUGUUCCCUCCCCUUCAGAUCUGCAGUUUGAAUAGGGUGUAGCAAAUGUGGUGACGUGUAAGAGCUGACAGGUCCCAUUAACUACAGAAACGUAUGUUGUUUAGAUCAGAGGUCAGACCAGUUUCAUUUAUAAGGAAGUGAAACUCAGUCACUGAUACUGAGAGUAGAAAUGGCGCAGAAAGGAGUUCAGCUGGACCGAGAAACUUUCUCUUGUUCGAUCUGUUUGGAUCUACUGAAGGAUCCGGUGACUAUUCCCUGUGGACACAGCUACUGCAUGAACUGUAUUAAAAGUUUCUGGGAUGAAGAAGACGAGAAAAAAAUCCACAGCUGCCCUCAGUGCAGACAGACUUUCACAGCGAGGCCUGUCCUGGUGAAAAGCACCAUGUUAGCAGUUUUAGUGGAGCAGCUGAAGAAGACUGGACUCCAAGCUGCUCCUGCUGAUCACUGCUAUGCUGGACCUGAAGAUGUGGCCUGUGAUGUCUGCACUGGAAGAAAAAUGAAAGCCUUCAAGUCCUGUUUAGUGUGUCUGGCAUCUUACUGUGAGAAACACCUUCAGCCUCAUUAUGAUUCACCUACAUUCAAGAAACACAAGCUGGUGGAGCCCUCCAAGAAGCUCCAGGAGAACAUCUGCUCUCGUCAUGAUGAGGUGAUGAAGAUGUUCUGCCGUACUGAUCAGCAGAUUAUCUGUUAUCUCUGCCCUGUGGAUGAACAUAAAGGCCACGACACAGUCUCAGCUGCAGCAGAAAGGACUGAGAGGCAGAGAGAGCUGGAGGUGAGUCGACAAAACAUCCAGCAGAGAAUCCAGGACAGAGAGAAAGAUGUGAAGCUGCUUCAACAGGAGGUGGAGGCCAUCAAUCAGUCUGCUGAUCAAACAGUGGAGCACAGUGAGAAGAUCUUCACUGAGCUGAUCCAUCUCAUCCAGAAAAGAAGCUCUGAUGUGAAGCAGCAGAUCAGAUCCCAGCAGGAAACUGAAGUGAGUCGAGUCAAAGAGCUUGAGGAGAAGCUGGAGCAGGAGAUCACUGAGCUGAAGAGGAAAGAUGCUGAGCUGAAGCAGCUCUCACACACACAGGAUCACAUCCAGUUUCUACACAACUACCCCUCACUGUCAGCACUCAGUGAGUCUACAGACUCAUCCAGCAUCAAUAUCCGUCCUCUGAGCUACUUUGAGGAUGUGACAGCAGCUGUGUCAGAGGUCAGAGAUAAACUACAGGACAUUCUGAGAGAGGAAUGGACAAACAUCUCACUGACAGUCACUGAAGUGGAUGUUUUACUGUCAGAUCCACAAGAGCCAAAGACCAGAGCUGGAUUCUUAAAAUAUUCAUGUAAAAUCACACUGGAUCCAAACACAGCACACCCACAGCUGUUAUUAUCAGAGGGGAAAAGAAAAGCAACAGUAGUGAAACAACUACAGUUUUAUUAUGAUCAUUCAGACAGAUUCACUGGAAGUGGUCAGGUCCUGAGUAGAGAGAGUCUGAGUGGACGUUGUUACUGGGAGGUGGAGAGGAGAGGGGGAGGUCUUUAUGUAGCGGUCGCAUACAAGAAUAUCAGCAGAGCAGGGAAUGAAUGUGUAUUUGGACGUAAUGACAAAUCUUGGUCAUUAGAUUGUAACAACAACAGUUAUAUGUUUUGGCACAACAACAUCCAAAUUCCCAUCUCAGGUCCUCGUUCCUCCAGAGUAGGAGUGUACCUGGAUCACAGAGCAGGUAUUUUGUCCUUCUACAGCGUCUCUGAAACCAUGACUCUCCUCCACAGAGUCCAGACCACAUUCACUCAGCCGCUCUAUGCUGGACUUAGGCUUUACAACAAUUAUGGAGAUAUUGCUGAAUUCAUUAAACUGAAAUAGACUGAAGUCUUUCAUAUUGCGUGUUUAAAUCUGUAUUUUACUUUCAUUUUAUUUUCUCUCCAUCAUUUCUGCACAGAGAUCAGCUGUCAGUCAAACAUUAUGGGUGGUGCCUCCACAUCUUCUACUUGUUCUCUUGAUGUUUCUGAGUUUUUUAGGUGGAGCUUUAGAUGGAGUCUUUUUAGCCACGUGUAACGAUGGAGCUCUGUGCAGCCAGGAAAAGGACCCAAAUGCAAACUCACUGAGACGAGAAGUAAACAAAAAAAACCCAAAAUCCCACUGUGUUAUUGCAGACAUAGAGAAGAUACAAAAUAGAAUUAAUCUAAACUGGGAUGCUGAAACCUAGAGGAACACAGGGAGAUGCACACAGCUAUGAGGGAAACAAGACACCAGAACUCACAACAAAGAUGAUCAUAGCCACACACAGGGAGACAAAGAGGGCUAAGACACAAGGGAGAAACUAAUAAUCAAAAAGCUAAACAGAAUAACCUAGGUACUAAAGAAUCCCUCUAGUCUAGACUAACACAGAGGGCUUAAAUAAUAAUACAAAAAUGACAAAAACACAAGAAACUGAAAUCGCUGGGUCACCGACCCAGGACCAUGACACCAUGGAGGCUAUCACUGCUCGUGAAGAUUUGUAUUUACAAAAAUAUUUGCCCACAUUAAAAUGUAAACUUCUCCAUCCUCUAAAUGUUUGCAGAAUAUUUUUUAAUGUACUUAUAUGUUGCUGUUUCUCUUCACGGGUCUUAACAAAAUGAUAAACAGUCCUUCCUUUAUCACACAGAUUUUCUCAAUAUUCUCAUUACUUUGUACAUUUGUAACGAAAGAAAACUUAAUUUCAGAGAUAUGAGUGAAGUUUUUGCUUACUUGUUAAUUUUUGUACUUAAAAAAAAAACAGUCAUAUCUGACCUUUAAAUUAUGAAAGGUUUUAAGAUUUCUUGAUUCAUCUCAGUUAAAAUGUGACAUUUUCCAGCAGUGAACUGUUUUAGGAUAUUUGCACAUGCGGCAUCAGUGUUAAAGGUUGUGACUCCUGUGAACAAACUGACACAGUGUGAUAUUGCAGAUAUUAAAAUCUCUCUUUACUGAUGUCCAUCUUUUUAGACGGAUUAAACUCUUUAUAAUAAAGUUUACUGUGUCAUAAUUCAUAUUAAAGUGUGUCAAAGCAUCACUAGUUAGUUAUUUCGUUUGGAGCUGUCAUCUAGCACUGUAGAAAUGUUUCCUUCAGCUUCAGCACACAGUGUUAAAAACAGAACAAACUAUUGAUGAGAACAAACAGCAGAGACAUAGUAUCAGCAAACACCAUGGUUUAACAUGAACACAGUAAAAAUCUAAUAAAAUAGUAAAAAGGAUUUCCUGUAGACAUUUCUUUGGUCAUUAGUUUCUGUCAAUAGGAAUUUCAAGUUCAGCUCAGUGUGUUUGAUUUUCUUCAAACUGAUACCUGACUGUGAACGUCUUUUUUUAAAAAUCUGUCAAAAAAAAAGUACUGAAAAACCCCUCCAUACCCACAGAUAUCAAUUAAUAUAAAUCCACAGCUGAACUGGAGGAGCAGCUGAUCUAAUUCACUCAUAUCUUUCUGGACUAAGAGUUGGAGCAAAUACCAAGUUUGAGUCAGUGAUGUUUGUUUUUGUUAAAUAUUUUGUAGCUCCAAGAGUGAGUUUUACUCAGGAUGAUGAUGUUCUGAAUUAAAAAAAAAAGAAAAGAAAAAAAAAGGUCAAAUUCUUC
Molecule: messenger RNA, 4021 nt
Organism: Oreochromis aureus
Lineage: Eukaryota; Metazoa; Chordata; Actinopteri; Cichliformes; Cichlidae
Product: tripartite motif-containing protein 16-like
Exons: 1
Coding region: 629-2302 (557 amino acids)
Molecular function (GO): protein binding; zinc ion binding
Source: RefSeq, a predicted model, not a curated record